Messenger RNA from Grosmannia clavigera kw1407, 1572 nucleotides. RefSeq lists its product as uncharacterized. NCBI's taxonomy places the organism in Eukaryota, Fungi, Ascomycota, Sordariomycetes, Ophiostomatales, Ophiostomataceae. The transcript is spliced from 3 exons. The record is from RefSeq and is a predicted model, not a curated record. Bases 1 to 1572 code for a protein of 523 amino acids.
AUGACGAAGAUCGAGAUUUCCGCAACGAAAACUGCGUAUUUAGACGGACUGUACUUGCGCUAUGUUAAAGAGCUAUCGGGACAAUGGCCCCGACUCAAGUACCUCGCCGACUUCAUGCAAGUCGGCACAGCUCCCAAGCGGGAAGAGCACAUGAACAACAUGGAAAAGGCAGAACGUCGCGAGCGGACCAAGGUAGCCGUCCUGAACUUUAGCAACCCGGAAUCCAUGACGAGUACAAAUUGUAACAGUCCUUCGGAGCUGGCCGCUAGCCUGGAUAAGUAUCUUUACGACUCUGAAAAUAUGAAGACGAGCGUACUCUUCCUCGUCGAAGACCUUUCCACGUCCGUCAUGGAGCAGCUUGGGAAGGCGCUGGACGUCGAUCCGACUUUCUUCCGCAACCAUCUAGAAGAUCACACGUGGUUCAAUAUCAAGGACAACUGGGUUGACCUGCCCGAGCUCGGCUCCCAGUCACAGGGUCGGAAAUUUGUCACCCUUCGUUACAUGACCACGCAAUUUUUUGAAGACGAGGCGCUUGCCGAAGAGGCCAAGGCUGAGACAGUCAACUGGAAUGUGCUUCGCCGAGUCGACCUGGAGAGCCAGGUCAAGUCGGGCGACCUGGCCUGGUGGGCCGAGUCACGCCACCGCGUUGGCAUCCUACGGCCGAGGAUGAGCAUCUGGAGCACCUGGUCAGGGUCUAGUUGGGUUGGCAUUGUCCUAGUCGACCCCUGUGUCAGCGUCGGUCGUCCGCUGUGGAACGGCUACGGCAAUAUGCACCACCCCCCGAGCAUGGCCGAGUCCGGGUCCGUGGAGAAGAGGGCGCAGAACCUGUCGACUUUUGACACGGUGCUCGCCCGCCUUCUAUCAAUCCCGAAGAAUGAUCGCGACCGGCUGCAGAACGAACCCGAGCAUCUCGUCUCACAUUUGUAUCCGUUUGUCUUUGGAGGCACGCUUGUCACGCUCGAGUUCGCCUUUACUGGCCUGAUCCAGGUCGAGUGGGAGCUCGACUCGGGCCACGGCCGCACGCCCGAGGAUCUCGAGAGGCUGGUCGAGGCCCUGCACAAAUGGCGUCGCCGUCUGUUCUUUCAUACCCGCUGGGUACAAGAAUCCAUCAAGGCGCUAGAGGGUUGCUACUCACUCGGACCGCUGUCAGCUGCAGCGAAGUCGAAAUAUGCCUUCAUCCAGUCGCAGAGCACAGGAAGCUGGCAGGAUGGCCUCAGACAGGAUUUUCUCGACAUUCUCUCCCGGCUGCAGCUGAUCCAGGAGAGGGCAGAGAGCACGAUGCAGAUGGCCAUCACCAAUGUCAGCAUUGAGGAGGGAAAGAUCAGCCUGAUCGAGAGCGGAGACACGAGUCGCAUCACGUCCCUAGCGUUUGUUUUCCUACCCAUGUCUCUCGUGGCCAGCGUCUUAGGCAUGAAUGAAGAAUUCAAAUGGAAUGCGCACAUUUUCAUAGUCUUCAUCGUUACAUCCGUUACGCUUACCGUCGUUUCCCUUGGUCUGGCUAUGCAUUCAAGAUCCAUCAUGUCUUAUUGGCGGCAGAACAGGUUCGUGAUAAUUGGGAGGAAGGAGAAUUGA